Molecule: messenger RNA, 889 nt
Organism: Aphanomyces invadans
Lineage: Eukaryota; Oomycota; Saprolegniomycetes; Saprolegniales; Verrucalvaceae
Exons: 1
Coding region: 183-815 (210 amino acids)
Source: RefSeq, a predicted model, not a curated record
AAGCACUUCAGUAUGGCCGUGGCUGUGCGUCACCGUCCAGCUUGCUCGGUGUCGAGACCCCUGGACGUCCCUGGACGAUGCACGUUGAGAGGCGUUACAACAGCUCCACAGGCAAAAUGGAACAUCCACGCGUGAUGUGGUAGCAAUUAGCCAACCUCCCACAUAUUUAUUCCGGCUCGGAAAUGGACCGCGAAGGUCUGGCUUCGGCCAUUGCCUCGCUGUGUUCAAAUGUGGCCAUCUUGUACCGAUGGUUCCUUGGAGGAUUGUGUCCUUUGCCUGUAGACGUCGGCACCGAUCGAAGUGCGAUUGAAAUGGCCACCCACGUCACUCAACGCCAGUCUGUCACGACCAUGACGGACUUUCAAAAACCAACAUCAGAUCAAACUGUGUGGGUCACACCAUACGACUUCCACGCUGGCUCAGUGCCGCCUCCACCUCGACAACCGCCUCCAUACGACCCCAUAUUCACCGCCACUACACCGCGAAUGCCCAUGUUGCAGACGUGGAAACGUGGUCAAAAGUACCAGCAUCAGCUACAAGAAAAGAUCAAGGCGUGGCAAGCCGUCGCGGCCAAAAAGCGAGUGUUCAAGGCCAUGCCACUGCCCAAGCUUUACAAAUGCAACGUCACCAAGGCAUCGAAAGGAGAUGCCGCGGUGGCGCUCGUGUGCACCCGGCGCGCGCUUCAGGACGAGAAGAAGAAGAUAGAGGCCGAGAAGAAGCAGUUAUCGAUGGACAUGCUGAUCCUGCUCAACGCGAUGGCAAAAUCCCAAAAGCAAGUCGCAUUCACAUGCCAAGUCCCAAUGGAACGGAGCUAACGUGUAAAUUCGUACGCCGAGUUUCAAGAUUGACCCCUCCCUAACAAAUGAACCCUUCGAAAUAUUGUUCCAAC